GUGAAAAUUGUCGUCCUUAAACUUAUAACAGUGUCUUGCUCAUUAAGGGGUACAUUCAAUAGCCUCUUCCAUCCUUAAACUUUGUACUAUAAAGUGUGACAGAAGCUUUAUAAAUACUCAUAUGAGAUGUAAACAUAUCAAAAUCCGAAGAUAGCAAAGAAGCAUCUCAAGAAACACGGCUUAUUCUUCUAUUUUCGUGGUCAAGACCCUAUGUGACCGGCAGCAAUUGGGUUGGAUGUCCAUGAACGACAUCCAUACACAUUUUUAACAUAUCCUCCAUCACCCCUUCUUCGCCCACCGAGGUAUCAAAGGACGAUAUCAUUGACAGCGGUGAUGGCAAUACAACUGAUAGUGAAGACGACGUCGACAAUUUAACACGCAAGAAGGAUGCCGCCCACAAACCUCAAGACAAUAAUAAGGGUCAGGCCAAAAACGCAAGUUUGACGGACCUAUUAUACCUUAUUGCAAACAGAGAGUUUUGCACAUAAUGAAAACUAUUGGCUCAACUGUCGAUCCCGCCAUUGGCAGUUUCUUCGAGCAUCGGUUUGUUACUGCAGCAAUGCAGUAUGAAUUAAUGAUUGACAUAUUUCCAAGCCUCAGUCGAAAAUGCAAUAAAGUGCAGUUACAGUAUUGGGUUGGUCAGUCUAUAGUUUGGGGACCUUUAGAAAAAGCCAGGCUGAAUGGAAAAGUCAAAUACGGGCGAAAUCUUUGGAUUCUGCGAAAAGAAACGCGGGAACAUCUAAUCGAAUUAAACGAUUCCAUGUCAUCAUAUUGGCAGCAUGUUCGAGCAAGUCCCGACGUCCUUAACAUUGGCUAUGCACGAAAGUCAACAACUAAGGAGACUGACAUGUCUCGUUCACACUUGCUGCAGCUAAUGGUCGACAAGUUGCAUUUUCGGCUGAAAUGUCAGGAAGUUUAUGUAAGCCAAUGCUGUGCAGCGAAGGCUCCAAUCUUGAACCCGAGAUUCGCCAUCAAUCCAAACCAUACUCGCAUCGCUAAAAGACUGUCAAGGAGACAUCGCCGAUCUCACUAGUUGUCUAUAUUACUUACAACAAGAUGUACGGCUUGGCAUAAUUGACUAUGCUGGUCUACCAACAUACCCUGAAGACAUCAACGAUUUUUGACAACAUACCCCAACAUUUGUGAAAUUGCAAUUGAUCACGAUAGCAAUAUAGAGAUUGUUCUUCGACAUCAGCUUUUGAAAAACAAUGAAGUCGGAAAGUUUAACUGUCAUCCCGCUCCAGUGCAACGUUCUAAGUGAUAAAAUUUUCAUGAUGCUGCACCAAUAUUGACAUUGUUUAUUAAAGGACAGAACAAGACAUUACUAUGGUAAAAAAAAUAUAAAAUUAAAAGUGUCCCCGUCGAAAAGAUGUGUCCUCGCGUUAAAAAAUGCUUACAAGUCCUUCUUGGACAAAAAUGUU
This is a messenger RNA of Mycotypha africana, 1421 nucleotides long. RefSeq lists its product as uncharacterized. The transcript has a single exon. Lineage: Eukaryota; Fungi; Mucoromycota; Mucoromycetes; Mucorales; Mycotyphaceae. Bases 488 to 1033 code for a protein of 181 amino acids. The record is from RefSeq and is a predicted model, not a curated record.